Messenger RNA from Colletotrichum siamense, 1764 nucleotides. RefSeq names its product oxidoreductase ptaK (gene ptaK-0). NCBI's taxonomy places the organism in Eukaryota, Fungi, Ascomycota, Sordariomycetes, Glomerellales, Glomerellaceae. The transcript has 5 exons. The coding region runs from base 1 to 1764 and encodes 587 amino acids. The record is from RefSeq and is a predicted model, not a curated record. Gene Ontology annotation, molecular function: copper ion binding; oxidoreductase activity.
AUGGUCGCCAUCAAAGACCUUAUGAAAGGCAGCCUUAAGUGGCUAUUCACAGUCCAAGCGGCUUUGCGGCAGGACAAGACAAACGGAAAGUGCGUCCUCGGCACACCGAAUGCCCCCAAGCUUCCGAACUUUUUGAACAACAACCCUUUGCCCAACGGCUUCCCGUGGGGCCCUCUGACAGCCGACGGCACGAACUACUACAAGCAGUGGCCCAACACUGGCGUCGUCCGCAACUACGACUUCACCAUCAGCCGAGGUGUCAUCGCCCCCGAUGGAUAUGAGCGUCAGGUCCUCCUGGUGAACGGAGCUUACCCCGGCCCCACCAUUGAGGCAAACUGGGGAGACUGGAUCCAGGUCACGGUUCACAACAACAUUGACAACAACCCCGAGGGUACCUCCCUGCAUUGGCACGGAUUCCGUCAGCAGAACACCCAGUGGGAAGACGGUGUCCCUGCCAUCAGCCAGUGUCCCAUUGCCCCCGGCAAGAGCUACACCUACAAGUUCCAGGCAUGCUACCCUCUACGGAACCUCUUGUAUGCCGGUGGUCUUACCGGCCCCAUCGUGAUCUACGGCCCUGGAAAGUCUGCCUACGACAUUGACGUCGGCCCCGUCUUCCUUUCUGAUUGGUACCACAAGCAAUACUUCGACAUUAUUGAGGAUAUCCUGACUCCUAAUGCCUCCGGCUUGGUCUUCUCUGACAACAACCUCAUCAACGGCAAGGGCAACUUCAACUGCUCCACUGUUGCUGCUGGAGACAAGACUAAGUGCACGAACAAUGCUGGUAUCUCCAAGUUCAAGUUCCAGACCGGCAAGACCCACCGUCUCCGUCUCAUCAACUCCGGUGCCGAGGGUACUCAGCGUUUCUCCAUCGAUGGACACACCAUGACCGUCAUCGCCAACGAUUUCGUCCCCGUCGAGGCCUACGACACCAAGGUCGUCACUCUCGGCAUCGGCCAGCGCACUGAUGUCCUCGUCAAGGCCAACGCCGGAAACUCCAGGAGCUCUUACUGGAUCCGCAGCAACCUCACCAGCUGCAGUCUGGCCAACCAGCCUCUUGGUAUCGCCGCUCUCUUCUACGACCAGGCGGACCAGAACCAGAACCCCACCAGCACUGCCUGGGACGUUCCCGACCCAGGCAACUGCGCCAACGACGAUCUUGCCAUCACCAAGCCAGUCAUGAAGCUUACUCCCCCUACCCCUAGCUACGUCAAGACCAUGGAGAUCCAGGUCACUCGCAACGCUUCUGGUAUUGUUCAGUGGACUCUUGACGGCGAGGACUUCCGUGGCGACUUCAACAGCCCCACCCUUCUUCAGACCAACAAAAACAACCUCACCUAUGCUGCUGACUGGAACGUCAAGAACGUCGCCAACAACGGUAGCGUUCGUGUUAUUGUGAGCAACAACAGCCCUGCAGCUCACCCUAUGCAUCUUCACGGCUUCAACAUGUACAUCCUCGCCGAGGGUGACGGCCUGACCUGGGACGGAACCAUUACCAACCCCACCAACCCCCAGCGUCGUGACGUCCAGCAGGUCCGCGCCAACGGCCACAUGGUCAUGCAGUUCGACGCCCAGGAGAACCCUGGUGCCUGGCCCUUCCAUUGCCACAUCGCCUGGCACGCAUCUGCUGGUCUCUUCUCUCAGUUCAUCGUCCAGCCCGAUAAGAUCAGACAGUUCCAGAUCCCAUCCAAGGUUGACCAGGUUUGCAAGGACUGGAGCGCCUGGACCAGCCGCAACAUCCCCGAUGUCAUUGACAGCGGUCAGUAA